AUGUGCUGUAGUAUUCCAUCGAACAAUCAAUACUAUCUAACAAGUUUCUGUGAUGAAACCACUGCUUGUGGACCUUCUUGUUCCUCUGUAACAUACUUUAGUGCUGAUUCACAAAGAUUUGGUUGUGGUGUUUAUUUAACUAUUUGCGCUGGUGGAGGUGGUUCAACAUCUGGAUCUAGCUCAUCAGGUUCGAGUUCAUCAGGAUCGAGCUCAACAACUUCAAGUUCAGGCUCUGGAUCUGGAUCUGGCUCCAGUGGAUCUUCAGGAUCAGGAUCAAGUGGAUCCUCAGGUUCAGGCUCGGGAUCGAGUUCAAGUGGAUCUUCAGGUUCUGGUUCGGGAUCUGGCUCUGGCUCAGGAUCGGGAUCAGGAUCGGGAUCUGGAAGUGGUAGUACAAACUCAGCUUCUGAGAAAUUAUAUGUAGAUGGAAAUGAAUUCUAUGGAACCUGUGUAAAGGUUGUUACUAUUGAUUCAGGUCCUAAUAUUUAUGUUGAACAAGAUGCAGGUAUGCCAAUCAUUGAUGCCUCUCCACAAACCUGUCAGGAUCUAUUCGGUUCUAGCUCGUGUGGCUGGAGUGACUCUAGACUUAUCACUGCCACCCAGAGUCUUGAUGAUGGUCGUCCACUCGGUGCAUUCAACGUUACAGUCAACGAGUUCAGAAAGAUCAUGGAAAUCGGCGAUAUCCUAUCACAGCAAUGCCAAACCCCAAAUUCAAAUUGCAAAUUUAACAAGUUAAAUUAA
Molecule: messenger RNA, 738 nt
Organism: Heterostelium album PN500
Lineage: Eukaryota; Evosea; Eumycetozoa; Acytosteliales; Acytosteliaceae
Gene: alyD-2
Product: lysozyme
Exons: 3
Coding region: 1-738 (245 amino acids)
Source: RefSeq, a predicted model, not a curated record